This is a messenger RNA of Iphiclides podalirius (scarce swallowtail), 447 nucleotides long. Lineage: Eukaryota; Metazoa; Arthropoda; Insecta; Lepidoptera; Papilionidae. The record is from the annotation of a GenBank genome assembly.
AUGGGCAGGUCCGUUCGGAUAGAAGUCUGCGAUUGCGGUGAGCUCUGCAUUUCGCUCGAUGUGCCGCCGGCCCUAAGCCGAUGCCGGCCGCUGUUUAUACACCGGACACCGGACACGGGACGGGAAGCCGUCAAUUACGCCCUCGACGACGAUUGGGCGCCAAUUAAACGGUCGCACGGCGGUGCGGGCCCGGCUGCGAGCUGGUCGGCUCGAUCGCGGAGCGGCUCACUCGCGGUGAACGACUCGCAAGAGCCGUUUCUGAUCCAAUUGUCCGAGCGCGCUAUCGCAACGGGAACGCGCUGGCCAGCCGGAAGCAGUGGCGCAAUCGGUGAUAAGCGAGGCCGCGUUGCCUCGCUUUCCGACAUCCCCCCCCCCUACCCUCUCUCCACUCCCCGCAUGUUCCUGCGGUUCCCGAUGGUGCUGUCAAAUACAACUCCCCCCAUACUG